AUGGCACAAGCGGUGCUCAUAAAAUGGCUACAGCAGUGGCCAAGGCUAUCAGACACCGAUUCGGAUAACCUGAAUCGUACUCCACUCGAUUGUGUUCGCUAUUUUCGCUGGCGUUUGCCCCAAACCAAAGCUUGCACCGGCGUUGAUGAAUCUAAUUUGACCUGCUCGAUUUGGAAGCGCAACCGUUCAAGGUCGUCAGAAUUUGACACACAUAAUUGCUGGGACGAAGCGCUCAUUUCUGCUGUUCAAAUGGCACACUCCAAGAUGAAGGUCCGGCUGAGGUCUCUGCCAGCAUUGAUUCUCGCUCUUGCGGCCCAAAUGUAUGCAUCGGUCCCUGAUGCUGACCCGGAAGAGAAGUUCGUCGUAUACCGGGCCUCUCCAAACACCUUGGAACAACUGAGUGUCAUUCGGGAACUGCAUGAUAACAUGCAUAUAUACGAUCUCGACUUCUGGCUUACUCCGACUGCCCUUGGUCACAAAGCGGACAUUAUGAUACCGGAAAAUCGAAAAAAAUGGCUGGAAGAUUAUUUUAGCAAUCACAGCAUACCUCAUGGUGUAACCAUAUACGAUGUUCAACAAUUAAUACUUGAUCGAGAACAUAAGCGAAAACCAUUAGAUGAUUUUUCCAAGCGACUCAACGAUGAAGGCGGAAAUAAAGCAAAGUACGGACUCGGAGAGUAUCAUUCAUACGACCAUAUCAUUUCAUGGAUGGAGGAUAUACAAAGCUAUUACCCAGAUAAAGCCAGGGUAGUUAAUAUAGGAGUCACUGACGAGGGACGCCCAAUAAAGGGAAUCAAGAUUGGCACUGGGGUGCAUCGAAAUGAUAAGCGGGUCUUCUGGAUUGAUGGAGGAAUCCACGCCAGGGAAUGGGCAGCUGUCCAUACGGUUAUCUACAUAAUUGACCGAUUGAUAGCAGACUACGACACAGACCCGCUUGUUCAUCAAGCUGUCGAUCAACUCAACUUCUACAUUUUCCCCGUUCUCAACCCCGAUGGUUACGAAUAUUCACGAAGUGGAGUUUCUCCUAUGAUUCGUCUUUGGAGGAAAAACCGCUCCUCCAUGCUCUGCAAGAAAGAUCAGUGGUUCCGUGAACGAUGCUGUGGAGGCGUAGAUUUGAACCGUAACUUUGACUGGUUCUGGGGAGAAGUUGGAUCGAGCUCUGACAGAUGUUCCGAAAUUUACCAAGGAAAGGGACCAUUCAGCGAAGCUGAAGCGCGAGCAGUCAGAGAUGCUAUGUUCUCGCCUGACUUACGCGGGAAAGUCGAUGCUUUCUUAACUCUGCACACCUACUCUCAGAUGUGGAUUCAUCCGUUCAGUCACCAAAGGAAGACGGUGCCCGAGGAUAUUAAUGACAUUGAAGAUGUAGGAAGAAGAGCUAUUAGUGCCUUAGAGAGCGUCUACGGAACAAAAUACCGUUUUGGAACUGGUGCCGACAUUCUAUAUCCUUCCUCUGGAGGUUCUGAUGACUGGGCAAAAGGAAAAGGUGGAGCGAAAUAUGUUUAUCUGAUGGAACUGCGACCAGGGGAAGAAGUUUGGGAUGGAUUCAUACUUGAUUCGCGUCAACUUAUUCCGACCGGGCGUGAAACUUGGGCAGGUAUCAAGGUAGUCAUCGAAGCUGUCCUCAACCUGAAACGAGCUCGACAUCCGAGACCUACGACGACCACUCCUGCUCCCACUACCCCCGCCACUUCCGCAGCGACCACAGCCUUCUUCCCAUCGUCAUCGGGCAAUCCGCUGAGACGUCGCAUAUCUCGACCGUUGAAACCGAUAUUCGUUCCUUCGGAAGCUCGACAAAUUGCAAUGAACCGCCUUCGUCAGCAACAAGCGGAACUUGAAGCUAUGCGUCAACGAGUACGAGGAGAACGGAUAAUGUCUCGAAGGAUUGGCCCGGUUGUGUUCGACAGGCCUAUGUCAUUGCAAUCGGUACCAAGUACGUGCUUCGAUCGGUCACCGUGGUGUGCGGCAUGGUUGGAACGAAAUCCACAAGUCUGUCUGGUUUCGUCGAUCUUCAUGCGUCGAGACUGCUCGCGAACUUGCCGAUUUUGCUGAUUCUCAUGUGCCUUAGCCUCUCAAGCUUACUUUUCGUUGUUCUGGAUAAUCGCUACUCCGUUGUUGAUUCUUGUACAUAUCAAACUCAGUGGUCAAUUAAUUUGCGCUCAAUGGCGCCAUCUUAGUGACUUUUUACUUUUUUUUAUCUCAGUUUGUCUCUCUCUUUUUUGCACUUUUUUAUUGUGCGGUAAGCUGCCCAUUAACAACCGAUUUCGG
This is a messenger RNA of Cylicocyclus nassatus, 2265 nucleotides long. The record is from the annotation of a GenBank genome assembly. NCBI's taxonomy places the organism in Eukaryota, Metazoa, Nematoda, Chromadorea, Rhabditida, Strongylidae.